AUGUCUUUGGCUGCAGUGGGUAGUCACUUCAGCGCCUCACUUGGACUUGGCCUACUAGCUCUUGGCGGUCACAAUGUGUCCAUGACAGAUCAUGUCAUACGUACAGAAGCAGAUCUUGGUGAACUUAACGAGUUCUACAAUAUUGACUUUGCAUCGCGUCGCUACGAAGCCUUAGAAGAUUAUCACAAGAAUGAACAAGAUCUUCUUGACGAGAUUGACUUUGAGAGUCUCGACCAAGAAGGCAAAGUGGAUUAUAUCAUGCUCAACACAUUUCACACACGACAGCUUAACAAUCUGGAUCUUCAAAAGACGUCUAAAAAGAGCUAUGAGCCACUUAUUCCCUUCGCAGGGGAUCUUGUCGGUCUUCUUGAAGCGAGACAAGAUGUUGAGCCGAUGAAGGCGAAAGAAACAGCUGGUCUAUUGAACAAUAUCACAAAGUCCAUCGGUCGUGUUCAGACAAAGGUACGAGACGGUGGUUUCAACGUCACCGAAACAACCGGCUAUCUCGCCACCAAAGCCAUCACAGGUCUUCUGGACGGUUUGGAAGAGUGGUUCACCUUUUACUCUACCUACGAUCCCCUUUUCGACUUUUGGGUUACCACGCCAUGGCAAGCUGCCAACUCAUCCCUCACAGAGUAUCUCACCGUCGUCCAAACAGAACUCGCAGGAAUGAAUCAAAAGGAUGGACAAGAUAUCAUCGUCGGCGAACCCAUCGGUCGCAAAGGUCUAGAAGUUGAACUCGAAGCAGAAAUGAUUCCAUACACACCUGAAGAACUCAUCGAAAUCGGCAAUCAAGAAUUUAAAUGGUGUGAAAAGGAAAUGAUAAAACAAUCUGAAGCUCUCGGAUAUGGAAAAGAAUGGAAGAAAGCGCUUGAGCACGUCAAGAACGAUUAUGUUGAUCCUGGAAAACAAACAGAAUAUGUACGCAGCUUGAUCGUCGAAGGAAGUCUCUUCGUCACGGAACGCGAUCUGGUUACUGUUCCUCCUUUGUCGAACUCAACAUGGCGCAUGAUAAUGAUCGACGCAGAACGUCAAAAGGUAUCGCCAUUCUUUCUCGGCGGUCCAACGAUUCAAGUCUCGUACCCUGUUGUUUCAAUGGAGCACGAUCUUAAACUCAUGGUCAUGCGCGGCAAUAACAAACAUUUCGCCAAAGCCACUGCAUUCCAUGAGAUGUUUCCUGGUCACAGGCUGCAGCUUUACAUGGCCGAUCGGUAUAACUCGCACCGGAAACAAAUCUUCGAUACUCCCUUUUUUGUAGAGGGUUGGGCUUUAUACUGGGAGUUUCUAUUCUACGAUAGAGAUGAUUUCCAUCAUUCGCCUGAGAAUCGAAUCGGGGCUCUUUGGUGGCGCAUGCAUCGGUGUUUGCGAAUCAUCUUUUCUCUCAAGUUUCACUUGGGUGAGAUGACGGCUCAAGAAGCUGUUGAUCUACUCGUUGACAGGAUUAAUCAUGAGAGGAGUAAUGCAGAGGGCGAAGUGAGACGAUCCGUGGAGGGGACUUAUUCGCCGCUUUAUCAGGCUGGAUAUAUGCUGGGUGCUUUGCAGUUGUGGAAGUUGAGAGAAAUGGCUGUUAAUAGUGGAAAGAUGACACAAAAGGAGUACCACGAUGCGAUUUUGAGGACUGGUGGGUUACCUAUUGAGAUGGUAAAGGCUUUGAUUCUGGAAGAGGAACUUUCCAAGGACUUUAAAGCCGAUUGGAAGUUCUAUGACUUUGAUUAA
Molecule: messenger RNA, 1716 nt
Organism: Fusarium venenatum
Lineage: Eukaryota; Fungi; Ascomycota; Sordariomycetes; Hypocreales; Nectriaceae
Source: RefSeq, a predicted model, not a curated record